Molecule: messenger RNA, 1737 nt
Organism: Sesamum indicum (sesame)
Lineage: Eukaryota; Viridiplantae; Streptophyta; Magnoliopsida; Lamiales; Pedaliaceae
Cellular component (GO): cytoplasm
Source: RefSeq, a predicted model, not a curated record
UUUCAAAUUCUUGAUACUGGAAACCUCUACUAGGGUUUAACCAAUUCCAAUUCCAAUUCCAAUGGCAAUGCCCUCUGCUCUCUGCUUCCUCCUCUCCAGAACCACAUCUCGCCCUCUCUUUCAAUCUCGUUUCACCCAUUCCCUUCUCCGAACCUUCCCUUCCUUUUUUGCCCAGGUAUCAUAUUCCCCUUCCAGAAGCUUCUCCACCGAGGCCUCCGAAGUGAUCACACAAGACUUGAAUUCUUCUAUCGCCGCUUCUUUGAAUCUCGACAAUCGUAUUCCCGCUACCGUCAUCACUGGAUUUCUCGGCUCUGGAAAGUGUGAUGAUAUAUCUUCGCAGACCACGCUUUUGAAUCAUAUAUUGACAUCUCAACAUGGAAAGCGAAUUGCUGUCAUAGAGAAUGAGUUUGGUGAAGUAGAUAUCGAUAGUUCGCUCGUUGCUAGUCAUUCCUCAUCUAAUGAGGACAUUAUCAUGGUAAAUAAUGGUUGUCUGUGCUGUACUGUGCGUGGAGACCUUGUCAAAAUGCUUUUGGAGUUGGUGAAGAAGAAGCGUGACAGUUUUGACCACAUUGUUAUAGAAACGACGGGUCUUGCGAAGCCUGGUCCAGUGAUUGAAACAUUUUGUAGCGAUGAACUGCUUUCACGCCACGUGAAACUUGAUGGGGUUGUUACUUUAGUUGACUCCAUGAAUGCCAUGAAACAUUUGAAUGAAGUCAAACCAAGGUUUGUCGUAAAUGAGGCUGUGGAACAAAUUGCUUAUGCGGACCGUAUUAUUUUGAAUAAAAUAGAUUUGGUGACUGACACCGAGGUAGAGGUGUUAAAGAAGAGGAUUAAGCUUAUCAACGGGAUGGCACAAAUAAGAUUGGCUAAGUAUGGGUUAGUUGAUAUGGAUUUCGUUUUGGGAGUGGGAGGCUAUGAUCUUGACAGAAUUGAAUCUGAAGUUAAAUCAGAUGAUUCUCAUUGUUCUCAUCAACAUGAAGCUGGACAUGAGCAUCACAAGGGGCACCAUCAUGAUCACGUGCACGAUUCUGCUGUCUCCAGUGUCAGUAUUGUUUCUGAAGGAACCUUAGAUCUUGAUUAUUUUGACGAUUGGCUCGAAAGAUUGGUGGAAGAGAAAGGGGAUGACCUUUACAGGAUGAAAGGAAUAUUGUCAGUGAGUGACUCUGAACAGCGUUAUGUUUUCCAGGCUGUGAAUUCUAUUUUUGAUGGCUGCCCAGGCAAGGAAUGGGGCUCUGAUGAGAAACGCAUAAACAAGCUUGUCUUCAUAGGGAGGAACUUGGAUGAAACUGCCCUGAGGAAAGGCUUCAAAGGCUGUUUAGUAUGAGAAGUUGGGUGAUCUGGGGUUGGUAUUUUCACCCCCAUGCACGAACCAGGGAUCUUGCUGCAAAUCAUAGAUUUGGGUAAAUUUCAAUGCAUAAGUGAUCGAUGAAAGUUGUCCUUGAUAGCCCGAGCAUGAGGAAACCUACGUAAAUCCGUAGAAGGAUGUUGAAGUAUGAUCAAUCAUAUGCUCGUGGGAAAGGAGAGCGAAAUCAUAUUAGUUCUGGAGACUAAUUUAGGGGAAUUGAUGCUGGUUGUUGAUAGAAUGCCCCAUGCCCUUAUGUAUUUGACGUGGUGAAUUAGUGUAUUUUAUGGCCUCUAUUUCUGCGGUACUCUUAUGUCUUCUGUUCACACUUAGGUCCAGACAUUAUGGGGGAAAUUCUUGGAAUGUUAUCGAAGAUUACACCUCGCUGAGGGAAA